CCGUGAUAUAUGAUGACAGUCUGGCUCUGGCUCCCCCGUCUCGAGUGUAACGUGUGUGCUUGUGUGUGAAUGGCCCCACCAACAACUUUCAAUAACUGCCGGGUAUACUUGUACCGGUCAAAGAAAGUGUCAAAGACGCUACUUACGCAGUUAAGUGGCAGAUAUCGCUUCUAUAUCCUGCAUACCCCACAGCGAAAUUCUGAAGAAUACUGCCGGUUGAUGCGAGGUAGGAUUCCUUGGCAAAUCAGCUAAACAAGUUAUAAUAUUCAAGUUACUGUUUCUGGGCUACACAUGACUUGUAUGUAGCGCAGUGGAACAAAUACGUCAAAAGUUGGAAUCCAAGUUGCUUGUCGCUGAGCGGCUGGGCCGUUCAAGAUCAACGGUUUGACAGCCCUCAUCAAGAACUAGUGUUAAUAGUAUCCUUUUGUGGCAUAUAUCGCAUGACGAUGAAGAUACUCAAUCAACGCU
Molecule: messenger RNA, 468 nt
Organism: Serpula lacrymans var. lacrymans S7.9
Lineage: Eukaryota; Fungi; Basidiomycota; Agaricomycetes; Boletales; Serpulaceae
Exons: 2
Coding region: 70-252 (60 amino acids)
Source: RefSeq, a predicted model, not a curated record